Messenger RNA from Vespula vulgaris, 5745 nucleotides. RefSeq names its product inhibin beta chain (gene Actbeta). The transcript has 5 exons. Gene Ontology annotation, cellular component: extracellular region. The coding region runs from base 1707 to 3476 and encodes 589 amino acids. NCBI's taxonomy places the organism in Eukaryota, Metazoa, Arthropoda, Insecta, Hymenoptera, Vespidae. Gene Ontology annotation, molecular function: cytokine activity; growth factor activity. The record is from RefSeq and is a predicted model, not a curated record. Gene Ontology annotation, biological process: SMAD protein signal transduction.
GUGGUGAUGCCGGUGCCGGUGCUGCUGCCACUACUGUUAGUAGCGCUGAUCGUAGAACGGUGGUGGUGUUCCUGUGUGUGUUGGUAGUGGUGGUGGAUGCCCCUCAGUGUCCGGCGCGCCUCCGACAAGCGUGCUUCGCUCGUUACGGAGAUCCUGCGGCGUUUCGUCCUCCUUCGUCGAUGCUAGUCUAUCCGUGUCCUCGCGAAAUCAAGUGGACCGAAGUCGGGAAAGGUCGUAAGCGACGAAAACCGGGAAGGAUCAAGGAUCUGUAGAAAAUAUCUCAGAACGGCUGGAGUCACUCGAAUGUUCAUACGGAUUUUCGAGAUUUUUCAAAAACCGUUUUCGAAGAAACAACGAUACCAACGAUAAUACCAGCACAAAAAAACAACAGCAAUAACAGCAAGAGCGAAAGUUUUUUUCUCCUUAAUUUUCAUAUAAAGAAAAAAGGAGAUGCGAUUGGAUUCAUCGUUCGAGAGCAUAUUAGAGCUCCUCGCCGGCUCAUCGAAAAUUUUUCGAAGGGACGCACUACGACGGACAAUAACGACGACGACGACGACGACGACGACGACGACGACGACGACGUGCUAUCGCGAGGGAUAAGAACACAAGAGAGGCGCGAUAGAUCGUCGCGACGCCUUCUUUAGACGAGAGAUCUUGAGUCGGCUGAUGUCGUCGGAUAUUCUUGCUUGUUGGGCCGCGCCAAACUUUUAAAUGGUGCACUUCUCCGAAGGGCUUAGUCGUAGUGAAGCAUUAGGUACGCAUAGAAAGUGUCCAAGAAAGUCGCGGAGACCUUAGAACGCAAAACUUUUGUUUACUUUCGUGUUUAGUAGAGAUAAAGAGAGUGAGAGAGAGAGAGAGAGAGAGAGAGAGAGAGAGAGGAGAGAGCGAGAGAGGGAGAGAGAGAGAGAGAGAGAGAGAGAAUCGACCAGGAUCAGUAAAAAAAAAGCGACCAUAGUAUGCGAAGAACGACAAGUGUCCUUGACUUGGAAGAAUAAGAUUAUUACGAUUCUUUAAGGAAGAGAAAGUAGAAUAAGAAGACUGAAAAAGAUCAAGAUCGAUAUUCAGCAGGUUGGUGGAGAUUCGGCGAAUCGUAAAGAGGUGGGAUCGCGAAGCUCGAUCGUGCGUGUGCCUUGCGUGUAUUCGAAGGGAGCGCGAAUGGCCGAGAAAACGAGCAGGGUGUACCCGAUUACGGCGGUCCAGCGUGACGGUCAGAUCGAUCCCGAAGCACCGGCACCGGAUCGUUGGUAAUGGGGGGUUUAGGCGAGGAUGCCUUCUUCUCGUCGUCGUCAUCGUCAUCGUCGUCGUCGUCACCGUCGUUGCACGCUGUCGUCGCGUUAUCGUCGCGUCCGCGUUUUUGUCGUCGUCGCCGUCGUCAUCGCAGUCUCGCCUCGCAGCUGUCUAAGCCAAGGAAAGCUCUCACCGCGGAUAGGCACCUUCUGGGAUCCUUUCUCCUUACGGUCUUCGUCCUUCUUUUCCGUAGCAGCGAGAAAAAGAAGACUGCUAAGACGGAGACAAAGAGGAUCGGUAGCAUCGAUAGUAGCGAUAGUAGCGAAAGCGGGACCGUUCGUAGUCAUAGAAUCUUCGCCUCGGAGAGAAAAAAGAAGGAAGGAGAUAAGUUGCUCCUUGGAUCGGCCGCUCGAGAGGGAGAGGAAAAGAGAGGAAAGUGGAGGAGGUGGUGGGGGAGGAGGAGGUGACUCGCCGCCGAGAUGCACCAGGUGCCGUACGGAGUGGGACUCACCUCGAACGAAGGUCGAAUCGCCAAGUUCGGAGAGGAGAGCCAAUGUUGCCGGCGAUGGCACCAUCACCAACAACGGCAACGGCAACGGCAUCAACAACAAUACCAACAUCGGCAACAGCAACAACAACGAUCUCGUUGCCGGCCUCGUCAACGGGACAAAGGUGACAACGCCGACGUUUGCGAACGACCGAGUCGAGUCUUCGAGUAUACCGAAAGAAGAGACGAAAGUACACGACGCCUACACGUGCGAUCGCCUAAACUGUUCUCCGGAUACGGAGGCGGACUCCUGAUACCUUCCAAUUUGCUUAUUAUCGGACUGUUCCUCUGUUACCUGACCUUACCACCCGUCCAACCGAGACAGAACCAUCAUCAGACCUGUCCUGGCUGUCCUCAUCAGCAGCAGCAACAUCAGCACCUUCACGAGAUCCAUCGAGGUGGCAGCAAGCAUGGAACUGCGCCGAGUCCCGAUGACCUCAGAUUGGAAGCUAUCAAACAUCAGAUAUUAACGAAAUUGGGAUUAAGGACACGGCCCGACGUGAACAGGACCUUGGCUGCUGUCCCGAGACACCUCGCUUUGGAGACUCUAUACAGAGCCGAAGCUCAAGCAUCGCCGCAGUAUCCAGAGAGAACGCGGAACGAUCACGGAGCUGAAUACUCCGGUGAAUUUCUUUACGGUGGCGACGAGUAUUCUUACAAGAAUCUCGAUCAGCAAAACGAGGAGACGACAACGGAUGGUAAUUCCAAGACCACCACGCCCUAUCAGGGAUACGGGGAUUACGACACUAGGCCGGGAUACGAACCUCAGGAGGAGAUGGAUGAUUUUUACGCGAGAACAUCGGAGAUUAUCACUUUUGCCGAACCCGGGCGUACGCUAAACGGACAACCAUUACUGGAAUUUCCAAUGUCCAGCGGCGAACCGGCAUUAGAACCUCUCAGGAUCAAACGGGCAACCCUUUGGACACGAGUAGAAUUCAGACAAGCCCAUCACUAUCAACAUCAUCGUCAGGGUCAAAGCAAUCAAAGGAACAUCACUCUCUGGGUAUUUAGGGUGCGUUGCGGCAACACAACGCAUUUGCGCGGCAAGGAACUCGGAGAGCAUCUCGAAAUGGUGACGUUCCUAGGCGUAAACGUUGGUCAAUUGGGCUGGCAGAAGUUCGACGUAACAAAGGUCGUCAGCAAUUGGUACACAGCGAACACGAAUUCACCGAGGGAUAAACUGACGCUCUUGGUGGAUUGCACAGGAUGCGGCACGCACGUUCACGUGUCGACCUUUGGCGGACACUCACCGCACGUGAUCGAGUCCUCGUUAAAUCCAAAAGGUGCUCAAGAUCCAGAUAGGCCUUUCCUCGUUGUACGUACGGAUCCCGCAGCUGUGAAACGCGUAAGAAGACGAGCGAUCGAAUGCAGCGGCGCGAUAAAGGGCCAAUGCUGCAAACAGAGAUUCUACGUGAGCUUUUCUCAGCUCGGAUGGGAUGAUUGGAUAAUCGCUCCUCAAGGAUAUUACGCGAAUUACUGCAGAGGCGACUGCGCGGCGGGUCACAGAACGCCGGACACGUUCCUAAACUAUUACACGCACGUGAUCGAAGAGUACAGGAAGAUGGAUCGGCUCGCCGGUAUGCAACCGUGUUGUGCACCCCUCAAGUUUUCGCCGAUGUCGUUAAUAUACUAUGGACCAGACUCAAACAUCAUCAAGAGGGAUCUCCCAAAGAUGGUGGUCGACGAGUGUGGCUGCCCUUAAUUCGAAUCUCCGAUUUAAGAAAGAAGGAAGAAAAGAAAGGAAUAAUAAAAAACAAAGAAAGAAAUCGGCACCUCCCCUGCGAAAGAUCCUCCUCCUGCUCUUUAUCGCGAUUUAUUCGGGAGCCUUCAACCACGAGGGAUUUUGUUUGGAACUUCCUACGUUCUCCGUUUUCAACCAUCGAGAUUCCUCGAAAAAUUUUCGAGAAGAAUCGAGAGGAAUCGAAACGAGCGAGCGCGAUCGAGAUUUCGCCGAAGUCAAUAAAAUUGUUCUCGAAAAUGCGAUCGUGCUCGCUAUUACAGAGCAUAAUGAAGAGCGAGGAGGAGUGAAAAUGAGAGAAAGGAGAAGUUAGAGGAGGACGGAACGAAACGAAAUGGAACAGAAUGAAAUGAAAUAAAAAAAAAAAAAAAAAAUAGACAAAAAAACGAAUACCUCCUCGGUCGGUCUCUCGGGUGUGUCCGCCAUUUUUGAGGUAUAAUAUAUUAUAAAUAAUAUACAUACAUAUAUACAGACGAUACCUAUACAUAAGCGAAUACACGUGACAGACGAAUACAUACAGAUAUAUUAUGUAUAUAUAUAUGUAUAUAUAUAUAUAUAUAUAUAUAUAUAUAUAUAAACGUACCUUACACUUACACUUACAUACACGCAACCGAUUCGUUUCCUGGUGAUUUAAUCGUACCGGAAACGAAGUCACCGCGUGCGAAUUCUUAUGGUGAGCUUAAUCAUUUCUAUUAGUUGCGAUAAAACGGUGGUAAAGGGUUUAAAUAAAAUAUUUCUGACUUUUGCCCCCGCAUUUCGCGCAUCUACGCGACUCCGCAUACGCGCACACGCCAUACACAUGUACACGUACACGUAUACACGGAAAGCACAGAUAUACAUGCGCGCGCGCGUUAAAUUAUGCGAGGUGAUUCAAAACCGAGUAUAAGUAUUUAAAGAUAUAACAAAUAAAAAAAAAAAAGAACGAUACGGGCGUAAACUCUAAGUGUAAACAAUACAACUCAAUCUAAUUGCCUUGUUUUUUAUGCGAAACGUAUGAAAGUAUCGAGUAACAAUUUAACAAAGUAAAAAAAUAUUAUUAAAAAUCUAUAUAUAUAUAUAUAUUAUAAAUACUAUAUAUAUAAAUAUAAUUGAACGCGCGUAAAACGAUAAACUUAGCAAGUCAAGGGCGGGGAGGCGGGGUUUUCUGGAAGGACCGAAUUGGGAAGGGAAACGUUUAUUAAGAGUUCAAAAAGGCUAAGGAAGCAAAAUUAUUAUUCUUAUUACUACUAUUAUUAUUAUUAUUUUCAUUAUUAUUAUAUCAUUAAUAUUAUCGUUUUAGUUCUUUUUGUCAGUUUUUUAUUUCUCUCGUCAUUGUUAUUGUUGUUGUUGUUGUUGUUGUUGUUGUUCUUGUUGUUGUUGUUAUUUUUAUUUUUAUUAUUACUAUUAUUAUAAUUAUUAUCAUUAUCAUUAUUAUUACCAUCAUUAUUAUUAUAUCAUUAUAUGUCAUUAUUGCUUUCAUGAUUAUUAUUAUUAUUGCCGUAAAUCUUAUUUAAUUACAAUGAUACCUCGGACAUUAGAUCGCAACGAGUACGAGUUUCGAAAAAUAUUUUUGCUAAUCGAUAUGUUAUAAUUUACGUAGCAUGAACGUAACAAUUUCAAAGAAAGAAGAGAUUUAAUGAGAAAAAAGAUCAGAAAUGUUUUUUAAAUUCUCUUUUUCUUCGUUUUUUUUCCUUUUUCUUUAUGAAACGACAUUCAAUUGUCUAUAAACGAAUGCACGUUGAUACCUUAGCCUUAUUAAACAAGAAAACGAAAAAAGUAGCGCGUACCAAAUGUUUCUUCCGAUUUCGCGAGAAGGAGAAAGACGCGUGAUAUUGACCGGAUACAACGCUCGCAGAAUUUUUCUCAUCUAAAACGCGAUAUAAGAGAACUCGAAAAGGAAAAAAAUAGGAAAAAUAGAAAAAGUGAAAAAUAUGAAAAGGAUGAACCUACACACUAACAUACACGGAGUAAACAACGCUACAUAUACACACAUACACAUACACCACAUUCAUUUAUAUAUACUUACAUAUAUACGCGUAAGGGGCAUUUCGUGAGAGAUUGUAUUAACUUAACAAGAGAAAUCGAGAGAGAAGAAAAGAGAGAAAGCGCGAGCGAUAAAUAGGAAUAGGUAGAUAGAAAAGAGAGAGAGAGAGAGAGAGAGAGAGAGAGAGAGAGAGAAAGAGAGAGAGAAAAGAAAGUUGUCUAGGGAAAUAUAUAAGACAAAAAAAAUAAUUAAAAACCGCGCAGAUUUACA